Messenger RNA from Theobroma cacao (cacao), 922 nucleotides. The record is from RefSeq and is a predicted model, not a curated record. NCBI's taxonomy places the organism in Eukaryota, Viridiplantae, Streptophyta, Magnoliopsida, Malvales, Malvaceae.
ACCAUCCCAUUAUAAAUAGAGUUCAAAUGGCAAACAUGAGCCAGAAACAGAAAAGACCAGAUCAUUUACCAUACAUGGAGUUACAAUUUCGAAAGAAUACUGCUACCAUUCUUCCAACUUAGCCGCACGUUCGCCCACGUUCAUCACUUGCUCAAACAGGUAACUUGUAACAGCAGGUUGAUCAUCUUCAUCAGUUUCUAGCGGGCUCGGGUCCCCCUCAUCAUUGCACAUGAAGCCAGCCACAAACUUCAGUUUGAGUCACAAGCAUCUCCUGAGAGAUUAUACACCAUCACCCAGCAAUGGCCAUUGCAGAACCGUGGUUGUUAAUCAUCGCAUUGUUGUCACAACCAUGGCUGCAACGAUAAGUCUUUGUCUCAUCGUUUUGCUAAUCUGCAAAUGCUUUCACCUGUCAAAUCGCUCCAGAAAUCCCACCAACGUUAACCCAAGAGCACCAUCCAUCGACGACGAACUCGCAUCCAUUCCUGCCCUUGUAUAUGCAGAAUCGACGCUGUGGUCAUCGCAGCCUUCUUUUUCUGACGACGAUUCCUUGGAGCUUGAAGAACACUGUGCUAUAUGCUUGGAAGGUUACGUGCAUGGAGACAGUGUCAGUGUUUUGCCGAGGUGUAAGCACAUGUUCCACAAGAAGUGCAUUGAAGAAUGGCUUCAGGUUCCAUCUUUGCAUUGUCCCAUUUGCAGGGAUCAGAUUCUCGAGCGUUGCCUGCAAUCCACGAGGUCCAAUGGCAGGAAUCAAAGGGAUGGUAUUGCUAAUCCUUUUCCAUCUCUGGCUUUCAACCUUGGUGGUAACUAUGCAUUGUAUCCAUCAGUGCUCAGCAAUUUUACCUAAACUUUUUCAAUUACUUGGAGUGGAAAAUUAAUCUAGGGCGUGCUAUAUGAACAAAACAAUCUUGUUAUUGAGUGUUGG